This is a messenger RNA of Arabidopsis thaliana (thale cress), 1191 nucleotides long. Its product is annotated as desiccation-like protein. The transcript has 3 exons. The record is from RefSeq and is marked reviewed. NCBI's taxonomy places the organism in Eukaryota, Viridiplantae, Streptophyta, Magnoliopsida, Brassicales, Brassicaceae. Bases 70 to 1017 code for a protein of 315 amino acids.
AUCACCUUCAAACCCAAAACAAAAUCAGAUCAUAAAGAACCAAAAAUAAAAGCCAAAACGUUUUUAGACAUGGCACUCACAAAAGAGAGAAGAAGCUUGUUGGUUUCAAUGGUGUUGGUGUUCUUCUUCUUCAACUUUCACCAUCUUCAAGUCACGAGUUGUCCAGAUCAGGCGACGACAAACUGUACGGACCAGGACAGGAAAUUAUUGGAGUUUCCAUUGAAUUUGGAGUACCUUGAAGCUGAGUUUUUCUUGUUCGGAGCGUUAGGGCUUGGUCUUGAUAAAGUCGCACCAAAUCUAACAAUGGGAGGGCCAAGUCCUAUUGGAGCUCAGAAAGCCAAUCUCGAUCCUUUGACAAGAGAUAUUAUUUUGCAGUUUGCUUGGCAAGAGGUUGGCCACUUGAGGGCAAUCAAGAAAACGGUGAAAGGAUUUGCAAGGCCACAACUUGAUUUGAGUAAGAAAGCAUUUGCUAAAGUGAUGGAUAAAGCAUUUGGAGUAAAAUUUGUGCCGCCGUUCAAUCCUUAUGCCAAUUCUUACAAUUACCUCAUUGCAUCGUAUUUGGUCCCUUAUGUUGGUCUCACCGGAUACGUUGGCGCUAACCCUAAACUGCAAUGUCCAGCCUCAAGAAAGUUAGUAGCAGGACUUUUGGGAGUAGAAUCGGGUCAAGACGCGGUGAUUAGAGGUAUGUUAUAUGCUCGAGCGGCACACAUAGUCUAUCCUUAUGGUGUCACGGUUGCGGCUUUCACGGAUAAGAUUUCGGAUCUAAGGAACAAAUUGGGAAAAGCGGGUGUGAAAGAUGAGGGAUUGAUCGUACCUAAAUUCAUGGGUGCAGAAGGACAAGUGAUUGGGAAUGUAUUGGUCGGUAAUGAGCUCUCGCUUUCGUUUGAUAGAACACCUGAGGAGAUUCUACGGAUUGUGUAUGGAAGUGGAAAUGAAAGUGUUCCCGGUGGAUUUUACCCUAAAGGAGCGGAUGGAGAAAUCGCUAAGUCUUAUUUGGUUACUGUCGGGAGUGAGUGAGGUUUAGUUUUGCUUUGGAGUUUAAUUUCCUUUGUAGUUCUUAGGUUUUUGGUUAUAUAGGAGACUAAUGAAAAUAAUUGUCGUAUUAUUGUAAUAAAUGUUGUGAGAGUGACAUUUCCAUAAUCGAUAAAAAGUUUGAAAAAUUUAUAAUAGUUCUUUCGCCUAAAUUAUGAA